AUGACCCUUUUUAGGGAAGAUUCCAAGCCAGACCUUCCACUUUUGGAAUCUUCUGUGCAGUCACAGAUCGAAAAGGAAGUGUCAGUACCUAACAGCAAUGCUGAACAUUUGUCAAAGCCUAAUCUGAAAAAUUGGAGGCCGAAAAUUAUCAAUGCAGCACCCGCCGUUGAGGUACCAAUUAAAAAGGAGUGUUCAAUACCAACAGAUACUGUAUUAAGCUCUUCAGAUUUGAAACAGAGACAGGAACCAAGCACUUUAAAAAGAAAACCUAUUAUUCAAUUAAGGAAAUUAAAAGAAGAAACAGGUGUUUCAGAAAGCUCAUCCAAGUCAAAGCUGAAAGAUGAUUCCAGCAUGAGUGAUUUUAUUGCUAAGCCUGUUAUCAAAGCAGAGGGUAAAAAAAGAAAUCCAGUGCUAAAAGCUGCUGGUAAAAGUUCUGCAAAAUUACAGAAGUCGCCAAAAAGCUCAAAGAAACCUGCAAAAAGAAAAUUUGCGUCUAUUGAAGGGUUUGGGGAAAUACCAAUACAUACUUAUAGUAGGGCACAUAAAAAGAAAGCUCUAAUAAAUAGGCUUGUUACUUCUGAUGGUUUUGUUAGUAAUGAAACUUCUGAAGAAAAUUUGAUUGGAAGUUCCUCCACUGCCAUGGAACUUCUAGACACUGAAAGCUCGAAGUUUAAAUGUAUUGAAUGUGAUGAAAUUGUUGAUUUAUCACAUUUUGCGUAA
This is a messenger RNA of Uloborus diversus, 720 nucleotides long. RefSeq lists its product as uncharacterized. The coding region runs from base 1 to 720 and encodes 239 amino acids. The transcript has 5 exons. The record is from RefSeq and is a predicted model, not a curated record. Lineage: Eukaryota; Metazoa; Arthropoda; Arachnida; Araneae; Uloboridae.